Molecule: messenger RNA, 3897 nt
Organism: Aspergillus chevalieri
Lineage: Eukaryota; Fungi; Ascomycota; Eurotiomycetes; Eurotiales; Aspergillaceae
Gene: UBP2
Product: ubiquitin-specific protease UBP2
Exons: 11
Coding region: 1-3897 (1298 amino acids)
Biological process (GO): protein deubiquitination; regulation of proteasomal protein catabolic process; proteasome-mediated ubiquitin-dependent protein catabolic process
Molecular function (GO): cysteine-type deubiquitinase activity; proteasome binding
Source: RefSeq, a predicted model, not a curated record
AUGUCAUCUCUGCAGAGGUCCGGCAAGACUGCCCCUCGUCUUGUACAGGAUGUUCAAGACUACGAUCCCGCCCAUCCCCCGGGCACCGGCCGCAAUCUGCUCUCUGACGUACCCCCAGUAUACCCUGAAUACUACAACGGCCCACAAGACUUCGUCUCGCCGUUAGCAUGUCGCCAUCAAUAUGCGCGAAAGGAAAUGCAGACAUUCCUGUCGCAACCGGAUCAGAGAAGGAACACCGGAACACCUUCGAGAGUCUCAGCGAUGGGUACCAAAUGCCGUACCCAUCUCCAGGUCAUCGUGAAUUACGCUGGCGCAAUCGGUCAAUCCGGACAAAACCUCUCCGGCCACAUCCAUCACUUCGUAUACAAGUCGGGCAGGCAGAGGAGUGGUGUUUCGCCCGUCGAGGUGACACCCAAGGGCCAGGUUGCGGAAUCGUUCCACUAUGAAUGCUCGUAUCUGUCGUGCUCAGCGACGACAUCCGUUCGUGUUUUGAGCCCUGUCCUCGCGGACGAUUGGGUGCGACUGUUGACCGAUGUGGACUUGCUGGCGGAGCGGACAGACGCGGCGAUUGCUGCGUAUCCGGAGCGUAUGGAGGGGAUCGCUCGGCCACCUCCUAUCAGCGUGCUGGCCAACUUGCGCAUAUACAUCACAAAUUCCAUUCGUGAUGUCCAGCGCAGUAAGUCGAUAUCGGCCGUCAACAAGAGAUUCAUGGCUUGCUUUGGUGUUGAGGGCCGGCCAUGUGGAGACUUGCUGGAAUUCUUAGGGUUCACAUUCAAGGAGGCUGAAGGACUUUGGGACCCUCCCCGGCCAAACCCAUGGGCAGAAUACCCAUACCAGGAUCAACAAAAGAUUUUCCUUGAUGAUGUUGCGCAUGAGCUGGCAGCGCUUAUGGAGCAGCGUCCAUUAUCGGAAAAAAGAGGCAACCAAGUAGAUCCUAUUGGCUCCCCAGCGUCAGAUGACCUCCUUGACGCGUUAGAAGCUUUGGCCUACCCCAAGACAACACGAUCAAACGAUUUUUCCAUGGCACCUGCACCGUACUACGAAGACUUGGGAGCUGUCGAGAACAUGUCAUCGACCCUAAUUGUUGACGCCUUCAAUCGACAAGUCUCGGUAGAUCCGGGCAGGACAUCGCUCUACCUUCAAUGCCUGAAAGCCAUCGGUGAGCUCAGGGGUGGGGAGGACGGAGCAAUCAUCGAUCAGGCUGUCCAGGUCGCCUAUGCGGAAGGAAAGUAUACCGACGACGAUAUAGUCACAGCAUAUCGUUACUUUGGCCUCAGCCAUGACGAUAUCCGUCUCACUGAAGACAGUAUUAUUGGAAAGUUUUAUGCUUUCUUGAGCUCCACUAGCCAGGAGACUGAAAGCCGGACGCAGUUAUGGAGGAUAGGAGACAGUAGGAAGAGCGAACGCAUCAAGUCCGCUGCAGAGGACAGGGUCUCCAAUGCUGAGCAAGCCCAGGUUUUCUUGGGUGUUGAUGACAAGACGUCCGAUGAUUUUAUUAUCACCAUGUAUACGGCAAAGGUGAAUGACAACCCCACAACCAGAGACCUUGCACGAAGAGCUGUCGAUCUCAUUGCCCAAUCUCGAAAAUCGGAAGGCCUGAAGCACUUCCUUCAAACCGGCGAGGCGGGUGCUGGCGAGAUGGACGUCGCAGAUGCCUACCGUCUCCUACAAAUCCCAGACCGGACCAUCGACGAUGGAGCAAUCAUGGCAGCAUAUACGAUCUGCAUUGAUGAAGCUCCAGCUCAAGCCGAGACAUAUAACCGCGCUCUGUGUCUCAUCGCACAGGACAGGGAGAGUCCACUGCUGAGCAGCAUGGUUCCCGGUGCUGCUGCACAACCUGGACGGAAUAUAUCAGAGUGGCCUGUUGGGUUACAGAAUAUUGGAAACACCUGUUACCUCAACAGCUUGCUCCAGUUCUACUUCUCUGUACUUCCGUUCCGUGAGAUGGUGCUUGAUUUCGAGAACUUUCGUAUGGAGGUGGAUGAUGAAGGUAUCGAGAAAAAGCAAGUCGGAUCACGCAAAGUACAGAAACAAGAAGUGGAGCGUUCUCAGAAGUUCCUUCGAGAACUACGAAUUCUCUUCAAUGAUAUGAUCAACUCCUCCAGGCCUUACGUUAUUCCAGGGCAAGAAUUGGCGCGAUUGACUUUAAUCAGCCCAUCCAACGAGGCCGCAAUCCGUCGCCGAUCAACAAUAUCCGCCGGAAGGCCUUCAGGUCUCGGGGAAGUCGACGGAAUGCCAAUCUUGGGCCCUCUCGGGCCUCCACAGACUACUACUGAGGAAGCUGAGAAACGAGACCCAAGCGAGAACCCUGGCAUCGCCGAGGCAGAGAGGCCUCGACGGCCUAUAAGCGACGGCGAUAGUGACGCUACUCUUGUUUCUGAGACCACCAAGCAGGGUGUACCGGCCGUCCACGCGGAUAAUCAAGAAAAUGCAUCCCAGCAGACCGAUGUUGUCAUGGAAAAUUCGGAAAACGAUGCACCCGAGACUACUAACAAUGGCGACAUGCCUCCCCUUGGGCCAGCAGACGGCCCAAUCGCACCGCCUAGCCAACCUCCGCCAGUACCUCCUCGACCUACUCCCCAGGUGGACCCGCAAAAGCAGCUCAUAGAAGAGGUGGAAAUCGGGGCUCAGCAAGACGUGACGGAGGUGAUCAAUAACGUUCUUUUCCAGAGCCAAUGCGCCAUCAGGCCCAUUGGGAUUGCAUCUGAUGGCGAGCAGCUCGACCAGAUCAAGGACUUAUUCUACGGACGGACCAAAUCUUAUCUCUCUACGGAGAAGAACGUCAGGUCAAGAGAGGAAUGGUGGUGCGAUAUCAAAGUAGACGUCGCCACCGGAUCCCGUGAUAUAUACGCGGCAAUUGACGGCGCAUUCGAUGUCCAGAAAGUGAAUAUCGACAAUUCCAUAGCCGAACAAUACGGUGCCAUCAGCAAAUUACCUCCAGUACUUCAAGUACAAGUACAGCGUGUGCAAUUUGACCCGGUAAAGAAGAGCUCUUUCAAAUCCACUCAUCAUCUCGACUUGAAAGAAACUAUCUACCUGGAUCGGUACAUGGAUACCCAGCACCCCGAGAUUCUGAAACGAAGAGAACAGUGCUGGGGGUGGAAGAAAUCUUUGAAGAAGCUUGAAGCUCGACGAGCGGACUUGUUGCGCAAGAACGAGAGCGAUGGGCUUGAUAUGCCGACGCUGUUUAGUAGCACCAAAGACUUGCUCGAUGAUCUCAACUCGAUGAAAGAAGACCCGGAGGCUGCACAGGACGCACUGGAUAUCAAUCCACAGCUUGCAUCUGAACUGGGACAGCUCUCUCAGAUUACACAAACCGAGCUGAGUCACAUCGAGAAAGAGAUCAGAGACACGCAAGCAAUGAUAUCGAGCCAGUUUGCCGAUUAUAGACAUCUGGCUUAUAGAUUGUACGCCGUCUUCGUCCAUCGUGGCUCAGUAAGCUUCGGGCAUUACUGGAUAUACAUCUACGACUUCAAAAAUAACGUCUGGCGGAAAUACAACGACAGCGAAGUCACAGAAGUUCAAGACCCAUCUGAGAUUUUCCAGGAUCGGCAAGAACAGAACCCAUCCACGCCAUAUUUCCUCGUAUAUGUCAACGACACCAUGAAGGACCGAUUAGUCAACCCUGUCUGUCGGGAAAUAGUCGAUCCUCAGUCGAAUGCCCAGACAUUUCCCGAAACAGAACAGGAUACCGCUAUGCAAGAAGCUAUCAUGGCUUCACAGCAGCCAACAGAAGGAGACGUCAACAUGGACCCACCAGCAUAUGACGAGGCAAGCGGUGGCGCACCAGGUACGGGGGCUGAUCUCCCCUCCUUAACUCAAGAGAAGAAAGCUUAUGGAAAUGAAGGGAAAUGGCCAUCCGAUACCCAGACUAACACAAACGAUGCGCAGUGGUAG